AGCAUAUUGCAAUUGAGCUUUUCAUAUGUAUCUAGGUUUAUAAAGCUGAAAAAGCUGGAGAACCAUUAGAAGCCAGUUGACGACUACAAGAAGCACAUCAACACCAAACGGUCAAUUAUAAAUUAUAUUAUUUUCCAUUUAUUAAAUUAUUAUGGAGAAUGAAGCAAACAUAGAUUCACCUGCCAGCAAAGUGCCCGAUUGGGUGCAGGCCGAUCUCUUUUUAGAUGUGUUAAAAGAAUCUGUUAAAGGGUUCUCUAAAAUCAAGGACUUCAAGGCCAACAGCGGAACGUCAGCAGGUGAAAACUAUGCGACGAUCAUGCUGAGAGUGAAUAUAGAAGUUGAACUGGAAGAUGGCAAAGACAAAUCUGUUUCCUUUAUGUUAAAACUUCCGCAUCAGUCGGAAAUGUAUCGACAAAUGUUGGAGCAUAAUAAUAUCUUUGAGGUAGAGCGCAAUGUGUAUGAUGCAACUAUUCCCGAAAUGGAGCAAAUGUACCGUGAUGUCGGAGUUGAGGUCAAAUUUGGCGCUAAGUCAUAUAAACUGAAGGAUGCCAGGACGGAAUAUGUCCUCCUGGAGGAUCUGACUCCCCAGGGAUUUAAGAACAUGAAUCGGAUAGAAGGACUGGACCAGGCUCACACUGAAUCAGCACUACGAAAGUUGUCCCAAUGGCAUGCAGCCUCCGUUGUGCGCGUGGCAACUAAAGGACCAUAUCCAGAUAAUUAUAUUGCUGGAUUUUUUACGGAGAAAAACCGUCCGAUGAUAACAGAGAUGAAUAAAGGGCUACAAGAUAAUUUUUUGAAAUGCUGUGCAAAAUUCGAGGGUAACGAGGAAUACAUCGAGCAAGUGAAAGCGGUAGAAUCCAAGGUCACCGAUCAGGUUAUUAAAAUGUCCGAACUAGAUAUCUCUGACAUCAAUGUAUUAAAUCAUGGCGACUUCUGGAGUAACAAUAUGAUGUUUUCACAUGAUUCAUUUGGAAACAUAAAAGAUAUAUAUAUGGUAGAUUUCCAGAUUCCAAAGUACGGAAGUGUAGCCCAGGAUUUGUACUAUUUUUUGAUGACAUCCACCAAGUUAGAGGAUAAGGUGAAUAAGUUUGAUUAUUAUGUCAAGUUCUAUCAUGAAAAUCUUGUGGAACAUCUGAAACUUCUGAAGUAUGCAAAUGCAUUGCCAACUCUAAGACAAAUUCAUAUUUUACUUAUCAAAUAUGGUUUCUGGGCGUACAUUACCGCAACAGGUGUCAUGAGCGCAGUUCUGGUAGAUCCCACAGAAAAUGCUUGUAUGGAAAACUUUAUUAGUAACUCAGCUGAGGGCAACGAAUUCAAGACGAUGCUUUACUCCAAUCCUCGAUAUCAGAAGCAUAUAAGUAUCAUCAUGCCCUGGUUAUUAAAUCGUGGUGUUUUGGAAGAUCUUUAACAUUCACAAUGAAUUUCAUAUUUUCAGGUACACAAGUAUAUUGUUGAUAAGUUUUUAUCAUUAUCAGUUCUGAUGCGUCAUACUUGAUAAGUUCAAUAGCGAAACUAAUAGUUUAAUAACGAUAAGAUAAAUAUGUUCAAGUGUUAUAAGCAUUAAAAUGAUUUUGAAAACA
Molecule: messenger RNA, 1580 nt
Organism: Drosophila innubila
Lineage: Eukaryota; Metazoa; Arthropoda; Insecta; Diptera; Drosophilidae
Exons: 4
Coding region: 152-1408 (418 amino acids)
Source: RefSeq, a predicted model, not a curated record